GUGCCCAGGAUGCUCCUGCUCAAAACUACUGCCCAGAGCAAGGCCUCCUGGGAGCCAUGUCUGGGUCGGGGCAGAGAGGAGAGAACGGACCCAGGGCAGGCCCCAGCUUCCUUUUAAAACAAGCAGGCACCUGCUAGCCAGCCUUUAGCAGGAGCAGGCAUCAGGCAGGUCCCUGUCACAGCCAGGCCUGGGAGGAGACUUGGGCAGGGGAGAGGCUCUGAAUGACAAACUUCUAGGGUCCUGUGUGUGCUGGACCAACAGGUGCAGGCAGAGCGGCAGACUGCAGCCUGACACUCCUCCCUGAGGCUCCCAGCGAGGGCCCCAAAGGGAAACCGGGGAGAACAAGGGUGAGGCCUGAUCCCAGUUCUGCUAGCAGCUCAGCAGGAGAGACUGGAACAGAAGGAGCAUGGCAGUGGGGAAAUGCAGCCUGUGCUGGGGUUAAAAAUGACUCCCCAGGCCCUCAGCCCUUCCCUAAACCUGCUACCACCACUCUGUCCCUCCUGUGGCCAGAGCCCCCUCCUCAUCGGCAGCAGGUGCAGCACUGGGGAGACCUCCCUCUAGAUCCCCAUUAGGCUUUAGUUAGAUAAAUCCUAGCCAGGGGCACCUCCCGGCUGUGUGACCCUGGGCAAGGCACUCCCUCUCUCUGGUCCCAUUUAACAGUGUGGGGUGGGUCAGGCCUGUGGGGCCUAUUCCAGCCCCCAAAUCCAACGACUUUAGAGAUGGCUCAGUCCCUUGCUUGCCCCACGCCCCAGUGAUGCAAAGCAGAGAGCACGACUCAGCCAUCCUCCAUCCCCCUAACCACAGCUUCCACAGCCCAGACGCCCCUGUCAUCAGCUCCAUGGCGACCGGCCUGCUCCUCCCGGGCUUCCUCCUGCUGCUGCUGCCCCCGCCCACUCCGGCCCCCUGCUACACAGCUGCACGCUCAGAGUGCAAACGUGUGCGCAGGUUUGUGCCCGGAGCGUGGCUGGCCGGAGAAGGUGUGGAUGUGACCAGCCUCCGGCGCUCGGGCUCCUUCCCGGUGGACACACGCAGGUUCCUGAGGCCCGAUGGCACCUGUACCCUCUGUAAAAACCUCCUACAGCAGGGUGCCCUGCAGUACCUGCCCCUGGCAUUCACCCACUGGCGUGCCCAAGGCUCCGGCUGCCAGCGCCACGUGGCGAGGGCCAAAGUUAGCUCCACGGAGGAGGUGGCCCGGGACGCGGCUAACAGCAUCAAAAACGACUGGCGAGUGGGACUGGACGUGAAUCCCAAGCCCAGCAGCAAUGUCCAGAUGUCCGUGGCCGGCUCACACUCCCAGGAGGCCAACUUCGCAGCUCAGAAGACUCACCAGGACCAGUACAGCUUCAACACGGACUCAGUGGAGUGUCGCUUGUACAGUUUUCACCUGGUGCACAAGCCCCCGCUGCACCCUGACUUCAGCAGGGCCCUCAGGGACCUGCCCCCCGAUUUCAACACCUCCACGGAGCCCUACUACCACAGGCUCAUCACCAACUAUGGCACCCACUUCAUCCGGGCCGUGGAGCUGGGCGGCCGCAUCUCAGCCCUCACCGCCCUGCGCACCUGCCAGCUGGUCCUGGAUGGGUUCACAACCGAUGAGGUGGGGGACUGCCUGACGGUGGAGGCCCAGGUCAGCAUCGGCGGGCAGGCCAGCACCUCCUCUGAGUAUAAGGCCUGCCAGGACAAGAAGCAGAAGCACAAGAUGACCACCUCCUUCCACCAGACCUUCCAUGAACGCCACUCCCAAGUGGUUGGCGGCCACCACACCUCCAUGCACGACCUGCUGUUUGGGCGCCAGGCCGGGCCUGAGCAGUUCUCCGCCUGGGUGGCCUCACUCUCCGCUAGCCCUGGCCUGGUGGACUACAGCCUGGAGCCCCUGCACCUGCUCCUGGAGAGCCAGGACCCGCGGCGGGAGGCUCUGAGGCAGGCAGUGAGCAAGUACCUGAUGGGCAGGGCACGCUGGAGGGACUGCAGCCGGCCCUGCCCCCCAGGGCAGCAGAAGAAUCCCCACAACCCAUGCGAGUGCCAGUGCUCCAGCUCAGAGGUCACCAGUCAGGACUGCUGUCCACGGAAGCGGGGCCUGGCCCGGCUGGAGGUCAUGAACUUCCAGGCCACAGGCCUGUGGGGGGAUUGGAUCACGGCCACGGAUGCCUAUGUGAAGGUCUUCUUCGGUGACCAGCAGAUGAGGACGGACACCGUGUGGAACAACAACAAUCCCAGGUGGACGACACGCCUGGACUUCGGGGACGUGACCCUGGCCGGACAGGGACCCCUCAGGGUGCAGGUCUGGGAUGCGGACUAUGGCUGGGAUGACGACCUCCUUGGCACCUGUGACCAGUCUCCGAAGUCGGGCUCACAUAUGGUGAGCUGCAACCUGAACCAUGGCCAUCUGAGGUUCCUCUACCGUGCCAUAUGCUUGCCCCACCUGGGAGGGGAAACCUGCCUGGAAUAUGCCCCCCAGGGGCUUUUGGGGGAGCCCCCUGGGAACCGGAGUGGGGCUGUGUGGUGACAGCAGUGAGCUCUAGGAGGCCCCAAGAUACUCAGACUGAAAGGGGCUCUCACUAUGGAAGCCCGGGCCAGUCUGUUUAUUCUCAUUAAAUGGAUGGAAA
This is a messenger RNA of Oryctolagus cuniculus (rabbit), 2606 nucleotides long. The record is from RefSeq and is a predicted model, not a curated record. Lineage: Eukaryota; Metazoa; Chordata; Mammalia; Lagomorpha; Leporidae.